AUGCGCUUCUUCGCCUCCCUCCCGCUGGUCCUCCUGACCCUGAUCAGCUCCGCCCAGGCCCAGUUUGGCUUCUUCGACCAGAUGUUCGGCGGCCAGCAGCAGCAACAGCAACCUCAAAACGUCCCGAGCGACCCGUCGCAAUACCAGCAACGAUAUGACGGCUCCUACUGCGAACACUUCCUCUGCCCCGACACCCUCGCCUGCGUCCACUUCCCCCACCACUGCCCUUGCCCCUGGCCCGCGAACCAGGACAAGUUUGAGCUCACAGACGGCAACCGAGUCUGUGUUUCGAGGGGCGGUUUUGCAGCAGGCGAGGCUGCGAGGAAGAUUGAGUUGGCGCGCAAGGGUCUUUUGUGA
This is a messenger RNA of Colletotrichum orchidophilum, 357 nucleotides long. RefSeq lists its product as uncharacterized. The transcript is spliced from 2 exons. Bases 1 to 357 code for a protein of 118 amino acids. The record is from RefSeq and is a predicted model, not a curated record. Lineage: Eukaryota; Fungi; Ascomycota; Sordariomycetes; Glomerellales; Glomerellaceae.